Messenger RNA from Lactuca virosa, 4677 nucleotides. NCBI's taxonomy places the organism in Eukaryota, Viridiplantae, Streptophyta, Magnoliopsida, Asterales, Asteraceae. The record is from the annotation of a GenBank genome assembly.
UUAAAGGGUUUUAGCCACAAAUUAGUCCCAUAACAACAGCAGCAUUCCUUCUCUGAAAUUCUGGACAGGUGUUCUUUGUAUCGGUGUUUGGUAACGCAAGCAAGUAUGUCGAGUCGAGAAGGCUCGCCGGAGCUUCAGUGCGUCGGUGAACUAGAAAUCGUGAAGGCAAAACCACCGGUUGGUUUUCUCUGCGGCUCUAUCCCUGUUUCUACUGAUAGAUCUUUCACCGCUUUCGAUUCUGCUCUCGUUCCUUCUGCCCCAGCGGAGGGAGCGCCACGGUAUCGGGUGAUUCCGACCGAGACUAAUCUCAAAACUUUGCCGUUUCGGCCAAAUAUUCCAGAAAAGGUUCUCCCGAUGGUUGCCGCUCAUUCUAGGACCGGUGGAGAUUUGCCUUAUGAAAGUGGCACCAUUGCAUCAAACCUUAGAAGGAAAGGAGAAGCCCUUGCUGUAUCUGGUUUAACAGAGUACGAAGAUGAAAUCGAUGUUAUUGCUCCAGCUGACAUUCUCAAGCAAAUAUUUAAAAUCCCUUAUUCCAGGGCUCGACUCUCGAUUGCAGUACAUCGUAUUGGACAGUCUCUUGUAUUAAAUACAGGGCCUGAUGUUGAAGAGGGAGAAAAACUGGUUAGAAGACAUAAGCAGUCACAAUGUGCAGAAAAGUCUUUAUUUUGGAAUUUUGCUAUGCAUUCAGUCCGGAUGGAAGCAUGUGAUUGUCCUGCAACUCAAAAUCCCGAGCCAGAGGAGCGGCUGAAUUCAUCAUUCCUGCCUGGAAAUAGAACUUCUGAGUAUCCUCAAGGGAAACAAGAUAGUUUUUUAUGGGGAGGGAAGAAGAAUCAAAGAAACAAAGAUAAUGAUGCUGUUAAAAAGGUAACACAAGUCAAAGAAAAGUCAAGAUCCUCAAUGCAAGAGUCAGAUAUGUAUAGAAGAGUGAAUCGUGAUGGAUUCUUGAGGGUUCUUUUUUGGAAAUUCAAUAAUUUGCGCAUGUUUUUGGGGAGUGACUUGCUUAUAUUCAGUAAUGAGAAAUACGUUGCAGUGAGUUUGCACUUGUGGGAUGUAUCUAGACAGGUUACUCCAUUGACAUGGCUUGAAGCUUGGCUUGAUAAUGUGAUGGCAAGUGUACCUGAGUUAGCCAUCUGUUACCAUCAAAAUGGUGUUGUUCAGGGAUACGAGCUGUUGAAAACGGAUGAUAUUUUUCUUUCCAAGGGUGUAUCUGAAGAUGGGACUCCUGCUUUUCAUCCUCAUAUUGUCAGACAAAAUGGACAUUCGGUUUUGCGGUUCCUUCAAGAAAAUUGCAAGCAAGAUCCUGGAGCUUAUUGGCUGUACAAAAAUGCUGGCGAGGAUAACAUUCAACUUUUUGAUCUUUCUGUUAUUCCCAAGAGUCAUGCCACCAACAACUGUGAUGAUGACCCUACCUUUAUACCUUCUUUAAUUAAUAGAGGGAGAAGUGAUUCUUUACUCUCACUAGGGGCGCUUCUCUAUCGUGUUGCUCACAGGCUUUCACUUUCUGUGUCUCCUCAUAACAGGGCAAGGUGUGCAAGGUUCUUGAAGAAAUGUCUUGAUUUCCUUGAUCAGCCAGAUCAACUGGUUGUACGCGCAUUUGCUCAUGAACAAUUUGCAAGACUACUUUUGGAUUACGAUGAAGAUCUGGAUUUGACAUCAGAAGUUAUUGUAGUUGAUGCCGAAGAAGAGUCUGAUGAAUGCUUCACUGGGAUAUCUGAAUUAAUAACCCAAGAAAGUUUCAAUCCCAACAAAGAGGAUGAAAACGUAACAAAUGCACCUGAAUCCACAAAACUUUUGGAGUCAAACGAGGCCGAAUCAGUAGACACCAUAAUCCAGCCAACUUCUAACUACGAAACUGUUGAGUUAUCUCCUACAUCUACCCCUGUAAUUCAACAUAAUGUUGAUCUAAUCUCUUCAAAGCUAGCAGCAAUACACCAUGUCUCUCAAGCUAUCAAGUCUCUAAGAUGGAAUCGCCAGCUACAAGGCUCAGGAACCCAUAACAGACCCGACCACAGUGCACCAUUACCAAUCGAUUUCUCUGUUUGUGCAUGUGGUGACACCGAUUGCAUUGAAGUUUGUGACAUUCGAAAAUGGCUUCCAACAUCAAAACUCGAUGAUAAAUUAUGGAAACUUGUUCUUUUACUUGGAGAAUCUUAUCUUGCUUUAGGAGAAGCCUACAUGGAAGACAGUCAACUCCAACAAGCCUUCAAAGUUGUCCGUUUAGCAUGCUUAAUUUACGGGUCGAUGCCUCAGCAUCUUGAAGACACAAGAUUCAUCUCCUCAAUGAGUUCAUUAGAGAUUGAUAUCCACAAUACGGGAAACAAAACCGAAUCGAUAGUCGCCCAUUAUCUUUUCUGGGCUAAAGCAUGGACACUUGUUGGAGAUCUGUAUGUUGAAUUACAUUUAAAGAAACCCAAUGAGAAACCACCUGCUCGAGAGUUAAAAGUGUCACCAGAAGUUCAAAAGGAGGUUGAAAGACUCAAGAAGAAACUCGGGAAGUUUAACCAGAGUUGCUCUUCUUGCUCAUUGGUUAACUGUAGUUGCCAAAGUGAUCGAGCCAGUAGCGGGAGUAGUGCGAGCAGUAGUACUGGAAACACUCGUUCAUUUAGAAAACCCUCUGAAAAAACCGGAUCCAAGAGCUUAUCUUAUUCAUCUGACGUGGCAAAACCUUCCAAAGAGACUGAAUCCGAUUCAAAAGAGACAAAAGAGAAUAAUGGUGGCAUUUUCAAAUACCUUAACUGUUCUAACCAUAAAGAUUUAGACCAUAAUCUAACUACUGCUCUUCAUUGUUAUAAAGAAUCCCGAAAAUGUUUAGAGGGGCAUUUUAGUAAUUCGACCGAGUUACAAUCUCUUCUCAAGAAGAAAGGAUGGGUAUGCAAUGAAUUAGGCCGAAUGAGACUUGAGCGAAAGGAAAUUACAAAAGCCGAACAAGCCUUUUCUGAAGCUAUCAGUGUAUUCAAACAAGUUUCUGAUCAUAAUAACAUUAUCUUAAUCAACUGUAAUUUAGGCCAUGGAAGAAGAGCAGCAGCUGAAGAGAUUGUAUCACAGAUGGAUCAUUUAAUUUUCAACAAUGCUCGCAACCAGAAUCUUGAAGCUGCAAAAUCACAGUAUUGUGAAUCACUUAAAUUUUAUCGAGCAGCAAAGAAAGAAGUCGAUAGUGUUGGUGAAGAAUCCAGUGUCCUUUCUAGCAAUCUUAGCAAUGAAGUUUACACACAGUUUGCUCAUACAUAUCUAAGGCUUGGAAUGCUUUUAGCGAGAGAAAAUACAACAGCUAAAGUUUAUAAAUCUAAAUUGGAAUUCGGGAAACAUGAGAUUUCAGCGAAUGAUGCGAUUACUGAGGCUUUGUCAAUGUAUGAGUUAUUAGGGGAUUUAAGGAAACAAGAGGCUGCGUAUGCAUAUUUUCAGCUUGCUUGUUACCAUAGGGAUUGUUGUUUGAGGUUAUUGGAGACUGAUUUGAAGAAAAGUAGUGUUUUGAAAGGUGAAAAUAGUGUGGUCCAAAGAGUGAAACAGUAUUCCUCAAUGGCUGAGAGGAAUUGGCUCAAGUCUGUGGAGUUUUAUGGGCCGAAAACGCAUUCUACAAUGUUUCUGACCAUUUUGAUUGAGAGGGCAGCUUUGUUAUGUAGCUUGGCUAAGUCAUCUAACGCCUAUCCGAUGUUGGAAUCAGCUCUGAAUACUCUUCUUGAAGGACGCCAGGUGCCUGUAGACAAAAUCACAUUACAAAAGGACGAUUCUAAUGUGUACAAAAGAUAUUGGAGUCAGCUACAGAUGACAUUAAAGAGCAUGCUAGCAGUAGCUCUUCCUACUAACACAAAGAAACCUAUUCCAACUUCCCAACAAAGCACCCUGCCAUCUGGAGAUCUCAAUAAACUCAAGGACCUUUACCGGUUAUCUUUAAAGGCCACCGAGUUCACUCAGCUGCAAGCCAUCCACAAGUUAUGGGCAUCUUAAGAUAAAACCAAUCUCAUCAGGUUAUCGAAUUCAUACGCUUCUUUAUGUUGCAUCCAUGUAUAUGUCAUAUUGCUUCUUCCUGGCUUACUUUCCCUUUGUUUGCCCCAUUUAUGGUAGGUAUCAUUUUGCUCAUGUCAUUAUGUCAACCUCCUCCCUUAUAAUGGGAUCCCCAAGGUCUGUGUUGCUUUAGACGAGUUUUCAUUGAAUGGACUUUUUAAAUUGAGAAUUCAUUUGAAGACAUAGUGACCAUUUAACUACUCCCUACAUCAUUUUGGAGUACAUUUACAUUUCACUUGUGUAGUUGUUGGAUGGUGCCUUUACAUUUCAAGGAUUAAAACUCAAAUUUUAGAUGUGAUUGUCUAUGGGUGCUCGCCACUACAUCACAAGUUCUAGUCAAUCUCACAUUGGAUUGGAGAUAACACAUAGCUGAUGAUGUAUGAUCAAUGUGUUUUACCCAUAGUAUCAUGACCCCGUAAGGAUUUUGGUGGCUUGCUCAUGACUUUACAAGUCUACGCCUAAUGCGCAUAACUUACCACACGGGAUAAAACAGAUCUUGUUUGGUUCCAUUGUUUAGUGAGAGAGUGUGAGAUUAAUACAUUAAACUCUAGAUGCAGCACCUUAUUUUUCUCUUAUUUAGUCCAUCAAUUUAACCCAAAUAUUUAUCGUUUCUCCAAUUACCUUGUAUUGUAAACAUUAUCAUCACUAGUGGAUAUUUGAGUGGUCUGCUCCACC